This is a messenger RNA of Lytechinus pictus (painted urchin), 5240 nucleotides long. RefSeq names its product replication protein A 70 kDa DNA-binding subunit-like. Gene Ontology annotation, cellular component: nucleus; DNA replication factor A complex. The coding region runs from base 208 to 2088 and encodes 626 amino acids. Gene Ontology annotation, molecular function: single-stranded telomeric DNA binding; damaged DNA binding. The transcript is spliced from 17 exons. The record is from RefSeq and is a predicted model, not a curated record. Lineage: Eukaryota; Metazoa; Echinodermata; Echinoidea; Temnopleuroida; Toxopneustidae. Gene Ontology annotation, biological process: nucleotide-excision repair; telomere maintenance via telomerase; DNA replication.
AUCAGCUGUGCACGUUCGCGCCACUUGGCGGGAGAGAUUCGAAGUUGAGUUCGAGCGAGCGCUUAGCCCGUACGGCCGUGCACGUAUACUUGGUAUAUAGGAACAAAUAAAUGCGUAUGUUGACCUGUGCAGAAGCCUGAGAUAGUUUGAGCAUUCGUCAAAGAAACACAAAUUCUCCACUUUUGCUCACAUUAAUUCAUAAAGAAAAUGAAUAAUUUGCUAACCAGAGGAGCCAUUGCGGCCAUUUUCCAAGAAAAAGUUGUCAGUUGCCCUGUAUUACAGCUUCUGGCUUGUAAGAAGAUGAAUGCAGCAUCCAGUGGUAAAGCUGUGGAUCGUUAUCGUCUUAUGCUCUCAGAUGGAGAGCAUACAUGCACAGCCAUGUUGGCUACACAGCUCAAUGAGAUGGUUUCAACAGGAAAGCUUGAUGUCCAAGCUGCCAUGAAACUCAAUAAUUACUCCUGCAAUCAAAUUGCUAAUGACAGGCGAGUCAUUGUGGUCUUGGAUCUGGACAUUGUGAAGAAAGGAAGCGAAAUUGGUAUGACGAUUGGAACCCCUUCACCGAUGAGAGCUCCAGGACAGGGAGCAGGACCUGGACCAGUUCAGCAGCAGUCCAGACCUGAUAGUACAGUGAGUCAUGAAGCACCCCAAGCAGCCAGACCUACCAGCUAUGGAACAGGAGCCGCUCCAUCUAACUCAAGACCUAAUGGUAACAAACAACAAGGUUCAUUCUAUGGUCAGUCAAACCAGGCUACGGGGAGUAACACUUCACCAAAGAAGGUCCAUCCAAUCUCUAGUCUUACCCCAUACCAAAACAGAUGGACUAUCAAGGUACGUGUGACCAACAAGUCCAAAAUCCGCACUUGGAGCAACGCCCGUGGUGAGGGGAAGCUCUUCUCCAUGGAUCUCUCAGAUCAGUCAGGCGAAAUCCGCUGCACUGCCUUCAAAGAUACGGUGGAUAAAUAUUACGACAUGAUAGAGAUUGGAAAGAUUUACUUUGUAUCUCGAGGCACUCUGAAGCCGGCUAAUCGACAGUACACAUCCAUCAACAAUGACUAUGAGCUUACAUUCAACAAUGAUACGAUGGUAGAGCCUUGCGUCGAGGAAGACGUGUCCAUUCCAGCUGUUCAGUUUGACUUCAAGAGUAUUGCCCAUCUUGAGGACACGGCUGAAGAUUCAAUGAUAGACGUGAUUGGUGUGUGUAAGAGUACUAGUGACCUGGCUUCAGUGACCAUCAAGUCAUCUAAUCGAGAGGUCAAUAAGAGGUCAAUUCAGCUGGUUGAUGAUUCUCAGAAAGAAGUUUCUCUUACUCUUUGGGGCAAAGAGGCUGAGGAGUUUGAUGGCUCCGGAAACCCUGUCAUUGCAGUAAAGGGAGCUCGUCUGUCUGGGUUUGGAGGAAGAUCGUUGUCUGUCCUACAAUCAAGUAUCUUCCAGGUCAACCCAGACAUCCCCAAAGCACAUCACCUCAAAGGAUGGUUUGACAGCGAGGGUCAUUCCCAGGAUUCCCAGUCCAUCUCAAGUAAGAUGGGAGGAGGCGGAGGAUCAAACACCAACUGGUUGAACUUCCAUGAUGUUCAUGCUCAGAACCUCGGCCAGGGUGAAAAGCCGGAUUAUUUCACAGUAAAAGGAACGAUACUCUUUGUCCGGAAGGAGAACUGUAUGUACAUGGCCUGUCCUUCAGCCGAGUGUAACAAGAAGGUAUCAGAGAAUGGAGAUGGAUCAUAUCGGUGUGAGAAGUGUGCCAAAGACUUUGAGGGUUUCAAAUACAGACUUCUCCUCUCUGCUAAUGUUGCUGAUGCUACAGACAACCAAUGGAUUACAUGCUUUCAAGAGACAGCAGAACAGCUUCUUAAUAAACAAGCCCAGGAACUAGGAAGCCUUAAAGAUCAGGGUGAAGCAACUGAAAGGGAAUUUAAUCAGGUCUUCCAGGAUGCUUGCUUCAAUGAUUACAUGUUUAAAAUGAGGAUCAAGAUGGAAACAUACAAUGAGGAGGCUCGUCUGAAAUGCACAUGUGUGAACGCUCAACCCAUCAAUGUCAGAGAUUACACCAAGAAACUGAUCAACGACAUCAGACUUAUGGCCUCUGCUUAGUGGACAAAGGGGGGCGCUGUAGUAUUCUAUCUUCCGAUGAUGUACAGAGAUCAUGACAGUAUAAAUAUAAGUCUGAUUGAAAAUUUUGGAAGAGAGAUAUCCCAAUGGAUACUCCUGAUGAAUUCAACUUUAAUAGCUCAACAAUAUACCAUAUUUCUUUUCAGUUGCAAUAUCCAUGGGAUAUUGUGUACCAGAUGAUUGUUGCCACAUGAUUUGUACUUGGAAAGUUUUUCAACCUAACAUGAUUACAAUAAAUUUCAAAGUUAUUAAGGUCUGUAACAUUUUAUUAGAGCUUGAUCAAAGCAUUUGUCCAUUAUAUAUUUGAUGAGGAGUUUAGCCAGUCUGAACUCGUGCUUACCUGUCGUCUUGUUCCAAAAUCUGUGCUUUUAACUAUGGGUUGCCAAUUGUGAUACAAUUUCUGUCAGUAAACGUUUUGCUUAUGAGUUUAUAUGGUAUGCAAACAAUUGAAAUCAGGGGGGUGUUUCACAAAGAUUUAAGUACGACUUAAAUCACACUUAAAUGCCGACACGCACAUUGAUGGAUAUGUGGUAGUGCGCAUCCUGAGCGCAUGAUAUGACCAAUGUGGUGAUGUCUGCUAUAACGUACGCAACUGGGUAUUUAAGUGAGACUUUAAGUCAGACUUAAAUCUUUGCGAAACAAAUCCCUGGUCUCAUUGGGUGUUUCCUUACAUCAAGCUGUCCUGAUAGGAACUUACACCAGGUAAACAAAAUUUCUUCAUGCUUAGCUCCUGUAAUUAAUCUCAGAUAUUUAACACAUUUACACCAUGAAAGGACUUCAGCUCACUUAAAGAUUCAUGUUCAUUACAAAUAAGGCAUAAUAAUUUGAUAUUGGGAACAAUUUCAAAGAUACUCUCAUCAUGUUUGUGAAUUAAAAGAUAAAAAUAAUCGGAUUACAAUGCAACCAUUUGGAGGGUUUGAAAUUGAUAGACAUUGAAUAAUGAAAAGGUUUAAAUAAAGAUAGCAUAUUGACCAAGUCUAGAGCAAGAAACUUGUAUGAAUACUAACUUGAGAUUGAAAACACUGAAACACUUGAAAGAUGCAAAGUAUAACUCAAACGCUAUUUUAAUGCAAUGAAAAACUGCAACAGCAAAGUCAUUCCAGCAUGUAGUAGUUGAUUGGAAUCUAGUGUACAGUCUAUAUCAAUUAUCCAUUAUAUGGGCUUUAUAAUGGAAUAUAAAAUAAAUAUUUCAUGUGAUAUCAUACAUAGAUAGAAUUAAUAGGAAAGCUUGGUGCCUUUCCAGCUAUCAUAUUUCGCUGCCAUCAUAGAGAAAACUAAAAAGGAACAAAAAAAAUAAGAAAGUGCAUAUUAUGAGGAUAAGUAUUUUCAUGUACAGAUGUAGAUUACAAAUGUUUUCUUUUUUGUUAUAUUUAUAUAGCAUGGUAUGGAUUAUGGGUGAGAAUAUGAAAAGGCAAAGCUAUGUAUUUUCUACAAAAUAUUGUAAAUCUAGCAAAUACAGUCUUUAGUUGUGGGCCCUACGACACAAGAGUGUUGGAAUGGAGUGCAAAAAAAUGCAAGAACACUUCUGAUUGAUUCCUAGUCAGUGUUUUGAACAAAUUGGUCAUGUUACAAUGAUAUUGAUUGGUCAAUACCAUUGAGUCGUGAUUACAAACUUUACGUAAUGGGGACGCUGUUGUAUCUUUAACUUUUAUCUCUUCCAUACUCCUGAAGUAGUGUUUGUUUUUUGAGAUGUAUUAACAUGUAUGUCCUGUAUAAAGAUUUUUUCUCGUAAAAUAAUUUUUUUUCUGCUGGGCAUUGUAAUCCAAGCUAUAUGAGUGGUUUGAGGUUUAAGCCCUGGUUAUGUCUUUUGGAAGGCGAUGUUAAAGAUCAGUCCCAGAUGUAAAUGAUCAUGUGAAUGAUACAUGUCUGAAAAGAUUAAAGAACAUAUAUACACACUGUCUGUUAUUGGUUAAAACUGAUAUGGUGUAUAUCCCUCUCUGUGAUAUUUGAGUAUACUAUCUCAUCAGAAUGUAAAUGUCUUUUGAGGCAGAGCUUAGAAAAUAAUGUAUCACUAAAAUCCUCAAUUUGGCGAUAUGAUGGGAUAUUAUCUUUUUCCAUUUAAAUUGUACAAAAUACAUCAGGACAAAAUGUGUCAAUUUGCGAAUCUGUCUCAUCUUUAUGUUAUCAGUAUCUUGUUCAAUGGUAAAAGAAAAAUCACUUAAAUUUGCAAAUUGGCAACAUGUUUUUUAUCUAUUGUCAGUUGGUAUGUGGGCAGUUCCAUCCUUUUUGUACACUUAUCACAAACCCAAGUAAAUCCAGUGUUAGAUAAACAACAAAAAAUAACCCCUUUCUCAAAUACCAUAAAUUUUUAGUGCAUCCUGUUAUAGCAAAAUACUUCUGUCUAAAAAUUAUGUUUAAAGUUACGUCAUAUUCAUAUAAUGCACAUUUAUGAAUGUGCUGUAGCGAUGAAGUGCACUUGAGUGUAUUUAGAAUAUGUGACAAGCAAGGGCAUCAUGCUCUUGUAUAAUAAUCUACAGACUCUAAAUGCUUGCAUCAUCACUAGCACCGCAAAUCAAAAAAAUAUGUAUUUGAUUUAUAAAACAGUUUGGCAGAUGAAUUUGUCAUGGUAAGUGUGUUUGAAUCCUUCCAAAUUUUCUCGGAUCACACGGAUGAAGGAGGUCACAUCCGCUUUCUAUGACGACAUCUCACCUCCUAAGCGUAUCAAAAUAUUUGCCAUAGUCUUCUCUUUAAAAGAAAGCAUAUUUCAGAUGGCGUCUCAGUUUUUACGCGCUAUGGGAAAAAUGAUGCGCCCAAAAUGCGCAGUACUGCACACUAAAAUGCACAGUGCUUUAUUUUUUAAAUGCGCAGCUGGAAGGUUUCAUAGAAUUAAAGCAUAAACAGUAACUUGCAUAUGCACUGGCUGUUUGCUACAUCUUUGAACCUGUUUCAUAAAUACAUUCCAGCAAAAUGAUUUUUAUUGAACAUGAUGUACUAAAAAAAGUUAUGGUAUUAUUAUUGGGAGGGGGGAUAUUUUUUGUUGUUUCUGUUGUAAUAAUCAUUCAUUUAAUGAGACUUGUCUGGUCAAAAACACAUUGCGCAUUACAUGAGGUGAUGAAAUUUAACUUGUGAUAUACUCAUUAUCUGCAUUACUUUCUUAUGUUAAUAAAAUGUUUUGAAGAAAACAAUGAAAAACA